AUGAGCCCCCGACACAUCUUGGCAAAGGAGCUCAAAGCUUUGCAUAAGACCUAUCAGCCCGUCAUUCUUGCAAAUAUAGUUGACGGGGUCUCUAUGAAGGUAAUCGCAUCUCUGCCCCAAUGCAAGGCGGUUGCCACUGGAAACUGCGCUGUGGCAGAGGCUGCCGGUCAUCUGCGAAGAGCUGUCAAAGUGGAUGCACGAGACGGCUGUGGAGCACAGCUCGCUUCAAUUGCGAAAGAAUUAAUCGAAACCGGCGUCUUUGGAAUUAACCUGGACGACGUCGACAGUGAAACAAAGAAAUUACACAGCAAAGCAGAGGCUAGCAACCGAAUCCAGGAGGCAUUACAAGCGACAAAGGAUUCUAUUGUCCCGCAUCUUGCGAUUAAUACACGCUGCGAUGUCCUGCUGAACGGAGGCAAGCUUGACGGGACUAUCGAGCGCGGUAAGACAUAUCUGCUGGGGCUACCACUGUUUUCUCUGGGCGGAUCUGCACCGGGAAGAAUCACCCAGCGUGUCCAAGCAGACGGUCGACUGAAUGCGUCGAAGACCUCGGAUGGGUUGGCAGUUGCCGCAUUGUCCCAUCGGUGUUUCGCGGAUCAGCGUUGA
Molecule: messenger RNA, 606 nt
Organism: Penicillium chermesinum
Lineage: Eukaryota; Fungi; Ascomycota; Eurotiomycetes; Eurotiales; Aspergillaceae
Exons: 3
Coding region: 1-606 (201 amino acids)
Molecular function (GO): catalytic activity
Source: RefSeq, a predicted model, not a curated record